AUGGAAUCGUUUAUAGUCUGAUAACGGGUUUCACACCGUACAGAAAAUUAAACAAACAAAAUUUUGAUUGAAAUUUUCGUUUAUAGUCUGAUAUGGGUUUCACACCAUACAGAAGGAAUUCAAAAUUGGUUGUUUUUUGAAGCAAAAAAGAAAAUCUACCAAUUUGCUUGAACUUUUUCCAAAAAAAUUUCAAAGAUCGUAUUAAUAUGCAGAAAUUAAGGUGAAAAAUCGAUCAAAUAUCCAAACAAACUGUACUCAGGUCGCUUCUACACACUAAAAGUUCACUACAAAAUUUUGAAGUUGGUCCAAAAUCAAACUACUUGAAAAAUAGUAAGAAAAAGAAAGAAAGGAAAAUUUAACUAAAAGAAACUAAAAACAAAUAAAAACGCUACUAAAAUACAAACGAAAAUAAAAGAAAAAUAUCUAGAAAUCAUUGAAAAUUUUGAAUAUCGCAGUCUCAAGGUCCAGGGUAAACUGUUCCUGGGACUGCGACAAUCGUAACACCAAAAAUAUUUACAAUCUACAUUAACUUUGAAAUUUGGUUCUGCUGGCAAUUCCGUAUUGGGAACUGCCGCAGUUGGUUCCAAAUCAAUUAUAACACUUUGAAUUUGGUUAUCCGACAGUGAACCCGACGGAGUCGGAUCCACCACAGAUUCGUCCGAUAGGUUCGAAUUGAAAUAGUUACACAUUGAAUUUGGAUCUGCAAGUGGAUCCGUUUCCAGAUCCACCGCAGAAUGGUCGAAAAAGUUGCUCAAGUCAUCCGACGAUGAUUCCGGAACCGGGAUCGCAUCGUAGGCUAAUUCCGCCAGCGAUCGCGGUCCCGGAAACACCACAGACGGUUCAAAAAUACGAAUUCUUAUACCUGCCAGUGGUUCCGGGACCGAAAUCGCCGCGAAAGCUAGUUCCGCAAGCGAUCUCGGCCCCGGAAGCACCGAAUUCCGGCGAAUUUCGUUUAUUAUUCCGAACCAUUCUUGAACGGUGGCCUCAGUGGCCACAUCGAGGUAGACUGUUUGACGUUCGGCCCGGCUCGCGCAAGCAAAGUUUGGCCGAGGGCGGGGCUUCGGUCGCGGCUCCCCUCGCGCUGUACUGCUUCGCCAACAGCCAAAUCAGCACUGCCCUCAAGCUGCUGUACCGCGCCCGGUAUCUGGCCACGAUCGUGUGCGGCGACAACCACCCGGACAUUGCCCUGCUGGACAGCAACAUCAGCUUGAUUCUGCACGCCGUCGGAGAGUACGAACUGUCGCUGCGCUUCCUCGAGCACGCCCUCGCCCUGAACAUCAAGUACUACGGUGAAAAGUCCCUGAAGGUGGCCGUCAGCUACCACUUGGUGGCGCGGACACAGAGCUGCAUGGGCGACUUCCGGUCGGCGCUGAACAACGAGAAGGAAACGUACGCCAUCUACAAACAGCAGUUGGGUGAGGCCCACGAAAAGACCCAGGAAUCGUCCGAGUGUCUGCGCCACCUAACCCAGCAAGCGGUCGUCCUGCAGAAGAAGAUGAACGACAUCUACUCGAACGGCAAGCUGACGACGGGUCUGCCGCCGAUUCACAUCCAGCCACCGUCGAUGGGCUCGGUGCUGGACAUGCUGAACGCAAUCAACGGUAUUAUCUUCGUACAAAUUAGUUCCAAAGAGAUUGCCAACCUGAAGAACGAGAUCGAGAAGCGCCAAAAGGAGGGCGGUGCCGCGGGAGAAUCCAGCGUGGCGCAGGCCAACCAGGAAGAGGUGGACCGCCUGCUGACGGAGACGAUGGCCAAAACGGCGGCCGGCAUCCCGUUCGAAGAGCAGGACAAUUACGAGCUUCCCAUGCCAGCGGCGACGACCGGUGAUGAGGCCAGCAGCAGUAGUAAAGCCAACCCGGUGGCCUCGUCCAGCUGAAAAUCUGGCCGCUAUUUAACUCAUCAUCCCGCGCGGCACUGAAAAGAACACACACACACAAAAGCACACUUUUCUACUGAAAACACACAACUUACUUAUACAAUAAUCAUCAAGAAGGAAGGAAGGAAGGAAGAAGUUAGUUCUUUAGUUGAGUUGAGAGAACAUAUAGGUUGCGUUUGUUUUUUCCCUAGUUGGUACGCUCCAGAGGUUAGUUUUAGGAGCGGAUUUAGAAGUUGAACUUUAGGUUUGUUAAACGUGAGUAGAAGAUGAAGGAGAAAACUUUGUUCAAUAAGUCUCGCGCGAUCACAUCUUCUUUUUCCAACUCAUUAUUAUUUCCUAUUUUUUUUACUUUUAAUUUUAGAGAGCUAGACGCUUUUUUCCGUAGAGUUUUAGAAUGUUAUGCAGCUUAAACGACGCACAUAAAGAAACGAUUUCCGUUUUGCCACCACAUUUUGUAUACUUUCGCGAUUCUCUUUGUUACAAAAGUAAACAAAUUAAAAGAAAACAUGUUACAUGAAAAACGGUUAAACCAAACUAAAAGACACCGUGCAAUAAAAAAAAAACACAUAAACAUGCUUGCAAUAAAGAAAAAAGGAGAAAAAUUGAAAAUAUAUCACCAAAAACUCAUUCAAAAUGCGCUCUAGUCAGCGAUGUUCAUCAACUGAAAAGCAUGAAAAAAAACAAAUCCAUAAUUAUACCCAAGAAGGAAAAAAAGCAAAUUAUGCAAACAAAACCCCAAUUUAAAAAAACACAACUCUCCUCUUAGGUAGUCGGUAGGAUUCUGAAAGAGAAAAGAAGAAAAAAACGGAACAAGAUUUUAGUUUCUAGUUAGUGGUGCCGAAGAAGGUGCGCAACUGACUGUGGAAGUGUGAAUCAUACACAAGCAAGCAAGCAAACAACAAUACCAAGUAGAGAAACCCAUGUAGACUUUCGAAUUGUGAGGAAAUACAUUAAAUUCGCGAAGAAUGAUUGAAAAUGA
This is a messenger RNA of Culex pipiens pallens (northern house mosquito), 2855 nucleotides long. RefSeq names its product clustered mitochondria protein homolog. The record is from RefSeq and is a predicted model, not a curated record. The transcript is spliced from 6 exons. The coding region runs from base 767 to 1876 and encodes 369 amino acids. Gene Ontology annotation, cellular component: cytoplasm. NCBI's taxonomy places the organism in Eukaryota, Metazoa, Arthropoda, Insecta, Diptera, Culicidae. Gene Ontology annotation, biological process: intracellular distribution of mitochondria. Gene Ontology annotation, molecular function: protein binding; mRNA binding.